GCCGGCGCGGGCUCUGUGGUUCCGGGCGGAAGUGAGGAGCGCAGCGGAACGGCCUCUGGUGACAUUUUCUUGGGGCGGCGCGGACGACUGAAGGGACUUGGCGGCUGCGGAGGCGGCGGGCUUCCCUGUGUCCGCGGCGGGGCCUCCUGGCCGCGACCCCCCUCCGCUCGCUGCCGGGGGCUCGUGCCGCCGAGGAGGAGCAGGCGGCGGUGGCCGUCUCGUCCCGAGUGACCGCGGCCGGGGCUGGGGUGGAGAGGGACAGGCUCCCGGCCGGAGGGUCGUCGCCGUGUGCCCCGACGGGGAGGAGGAGGCGGCGGCCCGGAGCGCAGGUUUCUUUCCUGUUGCAUCUUUGAUAUCAUUUCCUAGACUUUGCUCCAUGAUUUAAUUUGAAAUUCUGAAAUGAAGAUGGAGGAGGCAGUGGGAAAAGUCGAAGAACUCAUUGAGUCCGAAGUCCCACCAAAAACAUCUGAACAAGAGACAGUCAAGGAGGAAGCAGGCUCUGUGGAACUGGAUUCUCAAGUUGCGAAAGACAGUGUGACGGAUUCUGCAGUUCUCUCUUCCAUGCCCUGCUUGUUGAUGGAACUGAGAAGGGACUCUUCAGAGUCUCAGUUUGCGUCGACAGAGAGUGACAAGCCGACCACCGGCCGUGUGGAUGAGAGUGACUCUUCUAAUCACUGCAUGCUUUCCCCUUCCUCUAGCGGCCACCUGGCUGAUUCAGACACAUUGUCUUCUGCAGAGGAGAAUGAGCCAUCCCAGGCAGAGACCGCAGUGGAAGGAGACCCUUCAGGAGUGUCUGGUACCACGGCUGGGCGCAAGUCUAGGCGGUCUCGCUCUGAAAGUGAGACAUCUACCAUGGCUGCCAAGAAAAACCGGCAAUCCAGUGAUAAACAGAAUGGCCGAGUUGCCAAGGUCAAAGGUCAUCGGAGCCAAAAGCACAAGGAGAGAAUCAGACUACUGAGGCAGAAGCGGGAAGCUGCUGCGAGGAAGAAGUACAACCUGCUGCAGGACAGUAGUACCAGUGACAGUGACCUGACUUGUGACUCCAGCACAAGCUCAUCUGAUGAUGAUGAAGAGGUUUCAGGGAGCAGCAAGACAAUCACUGCAGAGAUACCAGAUGGACCUCCAGUUGUAGCUCAUUAUGAUAUAUCUGACACCAGCUCUGACCCAGAAGUGGUAAAUGUGGACAAUUUAUUGGCGGCUGCAGUAGUUCAAGAGCACACUAAUUCUGUAGGCGGCCAGGACACAGGAGCUACCUGGAGGACCAGCGGGCUUCUAGAAGAGCUGAAUGCAGAGGCAGGUCACUUGGAUCCAGGAUUCUUGACGAGUGAUAAGCCAUCUGCGGGCAGUGCACCCCUGAAUGAGGAAAUUAACAUUGCCUCCUCGGACAGUGAAGUAGAGAUUGUGGGAGUUCAGGAGCAUGCAAGGUGCGUUCAUCCUCGAGGAGGUGUGAUUCAGAGCGUGUCUUCAUGGAAGCAUGGUUCGGGGACACAGUACGUCAGCAGCCGGCAGGCACAGUCAUGGACUGCUGUGACCCCCCAGCAGACGUGGGCUUCCCCAGCAGAAGUGGUCGACCUCACUCUGGAUGAGGAUAGUAGACGUAAAUACCUACUGUGAUCCCAUGUCACUGUGUUUCUCUGCACUGCUCCCUCCCACUUCCUCCUCCUCUGUGUGACACGGAACUUCAUUGUCAUGGCUUCAGCUUCAGAAGCUGUUUGUGGCAUUUGUAGAAUUGAAAACUCAUGGAAAACCUCUUUUUUUUUUUAAUUAAAAGAAGUCACUUAGGAAGAUAACUUAUCACUGAGAAAAGAAUUUCUUUUUCCCUCAGUAAGCAUAUAAAAAUAAUGAAUUUAUUAGACAACCUCAUUUUACUUGACUUUUAAUCUUAGGAAACUCUACCUUCCUUUUAGAAUAAUAUUUAAUUACCAGGUAAAAUGGAUUUCAGUUUUUGAGUCUUGUAUUUAUUUUUCUGUGUAAUGAAAUUGCUCUCUAGACUUGACCACUAUCUGCCCUGACUCCAUUGGCACUCUCAGCUUGGGGCGUUCACACACAUAUCAGUCAUGUCCUUACUGGCACCUAGUAUGGCAUGUGCACUUAAAAAAAACCUGUCCUUCAAAACAGAAGACAGAAGUAUUACAAGUAUUACUCUUUUUGGCUUAAGUCUUCGGCCUUCUUUCCUGACUUUGCUCCUGAUUGACUUCUCACAACACUUGUGUUCCUACGUAUUACUAAGGUGCCCUAGUUAGUCUCCUUGUUGCAAUAAUUUAUGACUGUGGAAAAUGUCUCCUGUGGGGCAGAGGACAUUUCAGAUCCCCACCAAGAGAUCUGGGCAUCAGAGGGGGAGAAUAUUGUAGAAGCACUGGGAACAUUUGUCUCCCUCACCCAUUUUUCAUGGUUUGGUCAAAUAAUAGGAAAGUAUUGAAGCCUGUUUCUAGAACAUGAAAAUUGUGUGGCUUAUAAGGUUAUAGGCCCUCGUAUUUCAGAGGAGAGUGCAGCGUUUCAUAGUGCUGUCCGUAAGACCUGUAACAGCCUCAACACCUGAGCUGAAGUACACCUGAUGCUAUAUUGGGGUGUUUUUCCCCUUCUUCCAAUUCUAAGAAAACAUGCCCUGAUUUAAACAAAACAAAACAGAUUUAGGCUGUAUUUGACCAGCAUGCUGAACGUGAACAACACUGUAUUUAAAAAGCAUCUAAAGGGAAUAGCAAAGGGCAGUAUAAGCUUCAGGGAAUUCAGGAAAAUGCUAGCAUUGGAGUUUUGUGGCAAUGCUACUACCUUUUCUCUCUAAUGUCUUGUUAGAGAGAAUUAUUAUUAAUUCUUUUAAAAGCAAUAUCUAGGGUUAGAACACUAUGUAUUGUGCACAGGCAGAGGGAAGUGAUACUGGCUCAGAAGACCUCACUUUUUUAAAAAUUUUGUCUGCUUUUAUUGUUUUUUGUUUGUUUGUUUCUGUUUCCACUGUUGCUAUGGUCCCUUGCUGAUCUUCCUAGAUGCCUUGAUGGUCUUCCAAAUCGUGAGUUUGAGGACCGGUUCAGUUUCCAUUCAGCUAACACACAUUUAGCGAGUGCCUGCUCUGCAUGAGGCUCUGCGCGGGGUGGGUGCUGCGGUGACUGCGGGAACACAGCCCGCAUGUAAGCCUUCAGAUUCUCUCUGGCCCCAGCUACCUGGCCUUUUCUGCCACUGUAUGUGAAGGCACACUGGUUCCUUUGCUCUCCUUCCUGUUCCUUCAGUUCUGCACACUCCUUCUUCCUUGGGAGUGUGUUUGAGUGUGUGUUCCUUGAUCUCGGACAGCAUCUCAUUUGAUCUAGCCUCUCUUCUUCAGGUUUUCAUCUUCCUUCCAGUCUACUUUUGAUACAUAGGUUUUUAGGAUCACAGACCUCUGGUUUUAGCACCUCACGUGUCGUUCUCUCACAUGGCCACAAUUCUAGACAAAAACCAAAGACCCAGAGGCCAACGCAAAAUAGGACCUUCUGAAGCCUCACUACUGGUGUGUCCUUGGACCUUCACAUUUUACUUUAGGACUAACUUAUUGAGUUUUACUGUUACACAUUAUUUUUGACUUGAAUUAAAAUACCAGACAAGCAGAAAUGUGUAAUUUCUGGUCUGUGUUUUCCAGGAAAAUCAUUGGGAAGAUAUUAGAGUGGAUUAUAUGACUUGAAGUUUUUGCAGCUUGUUUUCUUGCCUGUGUUAGAGCAGAGCUCCAUUUUGAAGAAUGUGUUUGCAUUGCUUGUUCCUGUGUUGGUGGUGUGUUCAUCUGAGUCCACAUGGCAAGCAAUCCCAUGGCAUGGUCUCUUUAGUCACCUUCCAAAGAGAGGACUUGUGGGGCAUGCUGUGAGCACGAUGGAGUGGGAACAGAGUGCGAACUUGCAACCAAGCUCUUCUGCUUUAAUAUCAGCUUGCACUUUCCCUUAUUUGUCCCUAAACUGGUCCCUGGACUUUUCUAUGUGGUACAUCAGAGCAGAGAUUUGAAAUGUUAAAGGAGCAAAUAGAGCAGGGGGAGCGAUGGUAGAGAUUGUCAGCUCUCCUCUUCCCUAUGAGGUUCCCACUUACCGACGAUAGAGACCAUGUUUCAACUCUUGCUUUGUUGCUCCAUCAAGAAGAGUGGGGAUGUAGUUUCAGGCAAGGUAUUAAUAAAAUUCUGAUACACAAUUUCUGUAACAUUUAAAAUUUCUUUUAAAGAGCUUGCAUUUGAUAAUUGAUCCUUUAAGCUUCACAAGACAUUGUCUACUCAAAGUAGUGUCUCUUCUAAAAUGGGACACAUGGUUUAUGCCACUGACUUGGUUAAAUUCUCCUCCCCUCCAAUUUGAAGAAACAGAGCAGUAGGCUAGCUAUCGCAUCGUCAUGACUGCCUUGUAACUUAACUCAUUUCAUUUUGCUCAUGAGGGCAUCCUGAAUGGGCUCCAUUAUUCUUGAAAAUCGAGCAUCCUGUGAACUCUGCUUUUACUGUUAUCAAUUGUGAACCUUGGCUGUCUGAUUUACUAAUUUAGUGUUCUUUUCAUCUUUACUUUUAGCAGCCUAGUACCGUUGGAAACCUAAAGUUAAAUGUGUUGCCUGCUUUUUAUAAUGUGUCACAAGGUUUUUGAAUAAGCUGGGGACACAAUUUCAUCUUCUCAGUUUUAACUUUUUUUUUU
Molecule: messenger RNA, 4622 nt
Organism: Ochotona curzoniae (black-lipped pika)
Lineage: Eukaryota; Metazoa; Chordata; Mammalia; Lagomorpha; Ochotonidae
Gene: ARK2N
Product: chromosome unknown C18orf25 homolog
Exons: 5
Coding region: 400-1614 (404 amino acids)
Biological process (GO): ubiquitin-dependent protein catabolic process
Molecular function (GO): ubiquitin protein ligase activity
Source: RefSeq, a predicted model, not a curated record